AUGGCAGAGCUUGUCGUCGUGGCCAGGAGACUCUACGUCGAUAAAAUGGUACAUAUAAGUCUGCCCUCCUCGCUCAUAUGCUUCGAGAUGUCUCAUAAUCUGCAAAAGCAAUUAACUUGGCAAAUUGUUGCAAUGGCAGAGAAUAUCUACGCAGAAGACGAUGUUCCUGGCACGGUACGACUUGUGGACAUUGCGAGUCAAGCAACCUCCGCCCUCCAUGAUGCCUCUCACAGAGAUAUCAUCCUCGUCCCCCAGCCAAGUACGGACCCCAAUGACCCUCUCAACUGGACCGACCGCCGCAAACACCUGGCCGUGAGUAUGGCGUACUUGUACGUCCUCGGCACCGGCAUUGCUACUUCCCUCCAGUACUCGGUCCUGGCGGACAUCACAAAAGACACGGGUAUCUCAACCGCAGAUCUGGUACAAGGAACUGGGGUCAUGUUCUUGUUCUUUGGAUACGCAUGCUUGCUGUGGCAGCCACUAGCCCUUACAUACGGACGACGUGGCGUCUACCUUACCAGCAUGUUACUCACUGUCCCCAUGAUGGUAUGGACCGCGUACUCUACAUCAGCGAGCGAAUGGUUUGGACAUCGCGUUUUAAUUGGGAUCAUCGUCUCACCUAUCGAAUCUCUUUGUGAGGUCACGGUCUUUGACCUCUUCUUCGCCCACAACCGCGGGACUUACAUGGGUCUCUACGUCUUCAUCUUGUUCGGGUCGAAUUUCCUGGCUCCGCUCGUCGCUGGAUGGUUCAACGAUGCGUAUGGGUGGCGAUGGACCAUGCACUUCGGGGCCAUGAUCUGCGCGGUCUGCUUUGUGAUCAUGUUCUUCUUCAUGGAGGAGACAAUCUAUUUCCGACAGAGUCCCGUGGAGAGCAGGGAGAUCGACUUCAACGUGAGUGGGAACGCUUCUCUCCAAGAUAAGGAUAACACCAACAAUUCGGAAAAGGAUACGCCAACAACAAAGGCCUCGUCAAUGGAGACAUCAGUGCGUGACGCCUCUACUAUAAACCAAAGCAUCAACUCGGGAUGGAGGAAGUACUCAUUUUUCAAGGCUAUUCCUGGACGACCCAGCAACAUGGACAUGCUCAGGAUGGUCUACCGUCCCGUCAUUAUGGUCUUUCGCUUCCCCACUGUGGCAUGGGCUGGUUUCCUCUACGGCAUUAAUCUAGCAUGGUACAAUGUCCUCAAUGGCACCGCAAGUCCCGUCCUUACCUCAGCACCGUACAACUGGACGGCCGCUCUGGUGGGCUGUGUCUACACUGGUCCCAUCAUCGGCGCUGCGAUCGCUUCCCUGUGGUCCGGAAACGUGGCGGACUGGGUCGCGCUUCGUCUCGCACGACGCAACAAAGGUAUCCGCGAGCCCGAGCAACGUCUCUGGGUUUUGACGGUGUCUGGUGUCAUAUCUGCGGCCGGGCUCAUCGUUUGGGGCGUUGGUGCUGCCCACAACAUCCACUGGGUCGGCUUGGUCUUCGGCUUGGGGAUGCUGACAUUUGGCUGUGUCACUGGCGGGUCGAUGGCAGUGAGCUACAACGUGGACUGCUUCAAAGAAAUCGCCGGCGAGACCACCGUGUCGAUCAUGUUGAUCCGGAACACCAUCGGUUUUGGCUUUAGUUACGCCAUUACGCCUUGGUGGACCACCCAGGGCCUCCAGAACUGCUUCAUCACAGCCGCCAUGAUAUCAAUCGCUUGCACAUCGACCUUUUUGAUCAUGAUCAAGUAUGGGAAACGGAUCCGUCGUUGGUCCAUCCCGGCUUACCGCAAGUACAUGGCUACGACGGUAGUCUCGCAGGGUUGA
Molecule: messenger RNA, 1794 nt
Organism: Exophiala oligosperma
Lineage: Eukaryota; Fungi; Ascomycota; Eurotiomycetes; Chaetothyriales; Herpotrichiellaceae
Exons: 1
Coding region: 1-1794 (597 amino acids)
Biological process (GO): transmembrane transport
Molecular function (GO): transmembrane transporter activity
Source: RefSeq, a predicted model, not a curated record